GGUAGGUAAUAACCACAUUUAAAUCAUACUAAUACAGUAACGUCUCUUGUACAGUCUAUACAUAAGUAUUAAUCAAUCAUGAAUUCCGCACUUAAGAUUGCUAUUAUAGUAAUUUUAAUCGUAGAUAAUAGUCAGAGUAAUUUACUCGUAUCAGAUAUUUGUGGACAAGGAUUGAAAUGUGUACCGAAGUGCUGCCCAGACAAGUUCUACGUUUUCUGUGAUUUAGAUGACUCAUGUAAAUGUGAAGCGAUGGUGAUAGAUAGUGCAGAUUUGUCUAAAGUGCCGGUUUAUAAUGAAUAUUUGAAAUAUACGGGAAAGAAUUUGACUGAUGUCUUCAGUCUUGUGAAGGGAGAUCUUCAAGAGGAGAGCUUGGAUAGUGAACUGAUGGACAUUUAUUUGGUGGAGAAUGGGAAACUGCACGUUAAACUAACAAUCCCUAAUGCUCCAGCCAAAUCACUGGUGUUCGGUACUGAGAACUUCUGUGUGGAUUUCGUGAAGACGGAAGAAUCAAUGCACCCUGAAAUAACAUUUAGAAUAACUAUGCCGCCCAAACAGGAUCACUCCGCUAAAUUAAAACUUAAUACAGCAGCUUACAUAAUAUCCAGCAUUUUCCUAACACUAGUGCUGCUAGUGUACUUCAUGUUUGCGUCGUUGAGGAACCUCGUGGGGAAGAUAAUAAUGUCCAUAGCAGCCAGCCUUUUGGGUGGCUUCCUCAUGUUUGUGGCACUCUUGCUCAAAAUCUUGGAAAACGGAGAUGUAACUGAUGGAUUCUGUCUUGGUUCAAAUUUCUGUAUUUACUUCUUUUUCCUGGCGAGCUUCUUCUGGAUGAACGUCUUAUCCUUUGAUAUCUGGAAGCAAUUUAGGAAGAAACGCCUAAGUUCUUACCGAGAACAGAGAGGAGAAUAUCGGCGCAAAUUCCUCACAUACUCCAUCUACGCCUGGGGCAUCCCCUUGGCAAUGGCGGUUAUAUUUAUAUUAUUGGAAAAAAACAUUAUAGAUGUUAGAAGUGUGCCAAGCUUCAUAAAACCUAAUAUUAUUCUGAAUCAGUGUUUUCUGGGUGAUACGGAAAGGAUGUAUUACCUUUACAUACCGAUGCUGAUUUUGAUUCUUUGCAACUGGGCAUUUUAUUUCAUGACGGCUUAUGCGAUCUGGCAGACGAAGCGAGACGCCCGGACCAUGGGCGUGACGUCUACGCCGAAUAAUAUAAAAGAACGAUUAAAGAUCUUCCUAAGGCUGUCUCUAGUGAUGGGCAUCAGCUGGGUGCUGGAGAUCGUGAGCGCGAGCACGCCCGACCUGGCCAUCUGGUACAUCACCGACCUGUACAACCUGCUCAUCGGCGUCGCAAUCUUCCUCAUUGCUGUUUGCAACAAAAAAGUUUACAAACUAUUCAUCCAAAGAUUUGGUUCAAGGCUCUCCUUCAAGCAGGGUCUGAAAUCUUCCACCCAGACCCAGGACUCAACACUUUCUGAUGAACCAUCGAAUGAAGUGCAAUUGGCAUUAAUGAACGAUCAAACCAUGAACAAAGAACCAUCAGAUUUCAGCGAGGUCCGGCGAAGUAGAUUAUGAGUUUAUAACCAAACUUCAAUGAACUGCCAAGAAAUUGUAUAAAGACUGAGGUUGAAGACUUAAGUUUCAGUUAAAACGAGACAGAUUUAUGCCAGCGCCAUCACGCUGUCUCGUUUUAACUAUCUCUUAAGUCUGAGCAAAGUCAAAGUGCGCUCUAUAGAUCUCAGCAUGAGGCUGCAGCCUCAACACAGCGGCGACACAGAAGCGGCGGCGGUAGGGCAAUGAUACAAUACGCCUUUAAUUUUUAUAUAGAUUAAGAUGCUGUCCUGGAAGACAGCUGAGGUGGACUAAGCCGCAACAUCAAUUUUUUUUAAUGUAUGGACCAACGAUUGGCUGCAAUCAGUUUAACUACCAAGAGAUGAUGGAGCGCACUUAGUUACCUAGAAGUCAAAGUCAAAGUCAAAAUCAUUUAUUCAAAGUAGGUACAAUUGUACUCCUUUUGAUGGUCGAAAUUGUUAAACUUGUAC
This is a messenger RNA of Maniola jurtina (meadow brown), 2033 nucleotides long. RefSeq names its product probable G-protein coupled receptor Mth-like 3. The transcript is spliced from 8 exons. Gene Ontology annotation, biological process: cell surface receptor signaling pathway; G protein-coupled receptor signaling pathway. Gene Ontology annotation, cellular component: membrane. The record is from RefSeq and is a predicted model, not a curated record. Gene Ontology annotation, molecular function: G protein-coupled receptor activity. Bases 79 to 1566 code for a protein of 495 amino acids. NCBI's taxonomy places the organism in Eukaryota, Metazoa, Arthropoda, Insecta, Lepidoptera, Nymphalidae.